Molecule: messenger RNA, 1050 nt
Organism: Cariama cristata (Red-legged seriema)
Lineage: Eukaryota; Metazoa; Chordata; Aves; Cariamiformes; Cariamidae
Product: probable E3 ubiquitin-protein ligase HERC3
Exons: 9
Source: RefSeq, a predicted model, not a curated record
AAUUCCUUGCCUGCUGAUGAUUUCCGGACCAUAAAUGAAACACGUUACACCUGUUUAAUAAAUGAUGAAACUAUAGAUGUCUGGAGGCAAAGGCUUUUAGAAAAGAACAGUUCUAAUUCUGUCAAUCAUGUUGUUCAGAUACUGUCCUCAGCUGCCUGCUGGAAUGGAAGCUUCUUGGAGAAGAAAAUUGAUGAACACUUUAAAACCAGUCCGAAGAUCCCAGGGAUUGAUCUGAACUCCACCAGAGUGCUGUUUGAGAAGCUGAUGAACUCUCAGCACUCCAUUCUCCUAGACCAGAUACUGAAAAGCUUUGAAAGCUUUUUGAUUCCUCAGCUGUCCAGCUCACCACCGGAUGUCGAGGCAAUGAGGAUCUAUCUGAUUCUCCCUGAAUUCCCACCCUUCCAAGACUCCAAGUAUUAUAUCACGUUAACGCUUCCUCUAGCAAUGGCUAUUCUGCGCCUAGAUACCAACCCCAGUAAAGUUCUUGAUAACUGGUGGUCUCAAGUGUGCCCAAGAUAUUUCCUCAGGCUAGUGGACCUCUAUAAAGGUGCAGUGGUUUACCUCCUCAGUGGAAGGAAGACGCUAUUGAUCCCAGUCCUGUUCAGUAGCUACAUUACAGCUGCUCUCAGACUUCUGGAAAAACUCCACAAGGUAAAUCAGAAGGUUAAACAUGUAGAAUACGAUAAGUUUUAUAUCCCUGAGAUUUCCAGCUUGGUGGACAUUCAGGAGGAUUAUCUCAUGUGGUUCUUGCAUCAGGCUGGAAUGAAAGUAAGACCAUCUAUCAUGCAGGAUGCUGUGACACUCUGUUCUUAUCCUUUCAUCUUCGAUGCUCAGGCUAAGACCAAGAUGCUGCAGACGGAUGCAGAACUACAGAUGCAGGUUGCAAUAAAUGGGGCAAAUCUGCAGAAUGUCUUCAUGCUUCUCACCUUGGAGCCUCUGCUGGCCAGAAGCCCUUUCCUGGUACUUCACGUUCGCAGGAGUAACUUAGUUGGUGAUGCUUUAAGGGAGUUGAGCAUCCAUUCAGACAUUGAUUUGAAAAAGCCUCUUAAA